CUGACUGUUGACAUUGUAGCUUCAGGCUUCAGCUUAACCAUGGUGCAGAGAUUUUUCUCAGUGAGGCAAAUGGACCUCCAACAAAACAGCCAAUCCCACCCUGUCAUGCUUCUCUCUGGCCCUCCUUCCUGCGGAAAAACCUCCCUAAUAUUCCAGUUUGCAUUCAACUCCGCAAUGGAGGAGGCCCACCAUGGCAAUACUAAUGGUAAAGUGAUGUUCAUUUGCAACCGCCGCAAGUUAGAGGCCAAGCCCCCUUAUCUUUCCCAGGGCGUUGAUUCAUCCUCUGAGACAUUUCAGCGCAUACAAAUGAAUUUUCAUCUGUAUAGGUAUGUGGAUGAUGAUGAAGGAAUUAAGAAGUACUUUGCUGCGUUUCACCUGCAUGACACAUUUCCUGUGGCAGUUAUUAUUGAUGAUUUUGGAGAUUUCUUUGAUGAAAGGAGCUGCCAAGAAAGAUAUGGUAACCCACGUGGAAGAGACUUAGCAAUGGUUCGGACACUCGCCUUAUGUCACAAUGCCAUGGUUCAUGCCAAUGAAACGAGUCCUUGCAAGCUUCUGCUGUCUGAUACACACCAUGGAGACUCCCCAAGGUUGCUCUUCAUCUACAAAAGAUGGGUUACAACCAUUUUUACAAUUCAAGGUGAUGGCUCUGGAUCGUUUGUUCUAAAAGACUAUAGCAAUUCAGGGAGGACAAAGACUGCUAAGUAUUCCAUUGCUCUCCAGUAUCUUUUUCUGGAGGAGAUCACUGAAGCGAGUGAAUAGUAGGCGUAUCGAAUUUAGGCUCAAAAUUACUCGAAGCUCUGUGACAUUUGAUGCCUAAACAUGUCAGUGUUAAUAUCUGCUCUUCAUUGUUCUUGUUCAUAAUGCGAGUUCUGUAGAAACCCUUAAAACUGUGUGAUGUGCAAGCUCUGAAACUUGAUAUGAUCAGUAAAUAGUAUUUCAAAUUUCAAGAAACAAAUCUUUUCUUAGUUCUAAUCA
Messenger RNA from Prunus dulcis (almond), 975 nucleotides. RefSeq lists its product as uncharacterized. NCBI's taxonomy places the organism in Eukaryota, Viridiplantae, Streptophyta, Magnoliopsida, Rosales, Rosaceae. The coding region runs from base 40 to 759 and encodes 239 amino acids. The transcript has 7 exons. Gene Ontology annotation, cellular component: Shu complex. Gene Ontology annotation, biological process: double-strand break repair via homologous recombination. The record is from RefSeq and is a predicted model, not a curated record. Gene Ontology annotation, molecular function: single-stranded DNA binding.